AUGUCUGGGAAUGUUGCGCUCUCGGGGGAAAUCCCCCCUGCCUGUGAUUUGUGCCAUUCUAGAAAGAUUAAGUGCGAUAGGCGCUCGCCUUGCGCCAAUUGCGCCGACGCCAGUGCCCAGUGCCAGCGGUUGCGCCCCGGGAGGUCAUCGAAAAAGAGAUCUCUACCAAGUGACUCUGCUCCCGAAUUUUCGGUGCUCGAGUUCAAUCGAUCGUCACGUCCAAGGCAGAUGCGUCCCGGUGGAGUUGAUCAAGUCCUGAGAGGCAUCUCUCCAGCUACCACACCCAACUCGACAGCAGACCCCGACGACUCCAAUUAUCAUGCAAUCCAAGCAAAAGACAUUAUAGAGCUUGAACUCGACGAUUCCAGGUUCAUCAGCCAUGAACGACAGGUUAUUCUGAGGUCUGCCCUCCAGCUGGUGAAUGAAAUUUCUGAGAGGGAGCGCCGUCAGUCGGGGACAUUCAUGGAGGAUGGGUCGCCGGAAGCCCCUACUAUCUCUGUUCCCGAGGUGCCCCCUCGAGAGUUGCUAUUUAUGCUGCUUCCCGGUCCAUCAGACUCACUGCGCUCUCAGUGGCCACAUCAUAUAUCAGACACUGCAUGUGAAAGAAUGGCCACAGCUUUACUACAAGGAGAUCUUGAACCUCAUGAGCAGUUGUUUCAUCAGUAUUGUAUUUGUAUCUAUGUCAAGGGAAUCGUCCACUUGAACCAUGUCUCCCGAGUCUCCGACAAUGCGGCCAUAAAGAAUCAGAUAUCUCAGUCCACAGCUGCCUAUACAGCUGCCGCCCUUAAAAAUAUCGAACAUUUCAACAUUCUCAGCCGACCAAAUCUGACAACUAUACAGUGUCUGAUCUCAAGCGCCCUACUCAUGCAAUUUGUUGGAAGACUCAACCAGUGCUGGGUUCUAAUGUCAUAUGCAGCUCGGCAAAUCACUUCUCUGAAUUAUCACAAAAUCCGCAGGACACCAACAUCAACGAGUGAAGAGCAAGAUAUUUGCAUGGCGGUUUACUGGUGCUAUUACCUCGAUAGAACUUUGAGCGCCCUUUUCGGGCGACCUCCGUCGUUGCCUGGCCUCCAAAUUUCACCCUCUGAUCUGAUUCCGCUAGACCCAUCAUCUUUAUAUGACACCAUGCUCCGCGUCAUACUUGAUCUUGCUCAGAUCCAGGGAGAACUCCACGAGAUAUCCAACUGUGGCAACCGUGAAUCGAAAAGCGCGAUAUUGGAAACAUGUCGAGAUCUCGAAGCGAGGAUGUCCAACAUACUUCCAAUACUACAAACAAAUCUACAUCGUCAUCGCCCUCCCACAAAGGUCUGGUGCGAUUGGCAUGCUACCGACUUCUGCUUCAACGCGAUAUUCGUCGAAAUCCUACGAACGCGUCUGAAGAGUUCAUUCAGCCCACUGGUGCACAAAAUAACACUCUUGUACGCUGAGAACUCGCUCAAGGCGUUUCUUCUUCUCCUCGAACGGCCAGAAGAGGUGCCCGGGUCAGGGUUCGACGAUCCAUAUCCGUCCUUCCUAACAUGGACUUUGUUCAUCUAUCCCCUGAGUCCCUUCUUCGUGGUCUUUUGCAACAUCAUCGGGACAUUGAACCAUGACGGCUAUGUAUGCAUGCAACGCAUCAUCGACAAACUCUCCGGGUUCAAGCAAUACCCACACCUGGAGAGGCUCUUGAAUCUUCUCCGGUCCCUACAACGACUAUGCGAUCCAUUAUUUCAGGAGCAAGCCGAAAACCAUCUAGUCUCAGAAGACGAUUUCAACAUCGAGGGUCCGUCCGGCUUUGCUGCAACAAAUGGCCUCGCAAAGGUGCCAGACACCUCCGCGAACAGGUCUGUCACUGAUCCACUAGGGGGUGAUACAGUGCUGCAGAAUGAACCCACGGGUUCGAAUAUUGAAAACGGCCCGUCGGCUGACUGGCUUAUGUGGGAACUAUUCAACAGCCAAGUCCCUGCGGGCUGGAUCAACUCAGACUUUGAUCCUUUUAUUGCUGAAUGA
This is a messenger RNA of Aspergillus puulaauensis, 1989 nucleotides long. RefSeq names its product Zn(II)2Cys6 transcription factor. Lineage: Eukaryota; Fungi; Ascomycota; Eurotiomycetes; Eurotiales; Aspergillaceae. The record is from RefSeq and is a predicted model, not a curated record. The coding region runs from base 1 to 1989 and encodes 662 amino acids. The transcript is spliced from 8 exons. Gene Ontology annotation, molecular function: DNA-binding transcription factor activity, RNA polymerase II-specific; zinc ion binding; DNA binding. Gene Ontology annotation, biological process: DNA-templated transcription; regulation of DNA-templated transcription.